GCCCCCCCCCCCCCCCUUUUUUUUUUUAAGGAUCUAUGUGAGAAUGACCGUGUUGUUCUAUCUCCUAAACUUUAUAUCUGGAUCUCAAAGUACCUGUAAUUUUGCGGAGACUAGUGAAUAUCUUGCUCCAUUAUGAAAAGACAUUCACCAACAUAGAACAGUCUGGAAGUAGAUUUCUCGAAGAAAAUCAAAGAGCAUAGAAUCUUUUAAUAGAACAGAAGACAUUUAGAAUUUCAUAAGCUAUUGGCUAUCUGGGUCUUAAACAUGAACCGUUACACAAUCAUGAAACAACUAGGUGAUGGCACCUACGGCAGUGUGUUGAUGGGGAAGAGCAACGAGUCAGGAGAACUUGUGGCUAUCAAAAGAAUGAAAAGAAAGUUCUAUUCAUGGGACGAAUGUAUGAAUUUGAGAGAAGUCAAGUCUCUGAAGAAGUUAAAUCAUGCCAAUGUAAUCAAAUUGAAAGAAGUCAUACGAGAAAAUGACCACCUUUACUUUGUAUUUGAAUACAUGAAGGAAAACCUCUAUCAGUUAAUGAAGGACAGAAACAAGUUGUUCCCCGAGUCAGUCAUCAGAAACAUGAUGUAUCAGAUAUUACAAGGACUAGCUUUUAUCCAUAAACACGGAUUUUUUCAUAGAGAUAUGAAGCCUGAAAAUCUUCUCUGUAUUGGACCAGAGCUUGUUAAAAUAGCAGAUUUUGGUUUGGCUCGAGAACUAAGAUCUCAGCCACCUUAUACAGAUUAUGUUUCUACCAGGUGGUACCGUGCUCCUGAAGUUUUGCUAAGAUCAUCUAUUUAUAGCUCACCUAUUGAUAUGUGGGCAGUUGGCAGCAUAAUGGCUGAAUUAUACACACUAAGACCUCUUUUCCCAGGCACAAGUGAAGUAGAUGAAAUCUUCAAAAUUUGCCAAGUAUUAGGGACUCCAAAGAAGAGUGAGUGGCCAGAAGGAUACCACCUUGCUUCUGCCAUGAAUUUCCGUUUCCCACAAUGUGUCCCUAUAAGCCUAAAAACUCUCAUCCCAAAUGCAAGCAGUGAAGCGAUACAGCUUAUGAGUGAUAUGCUCAACUGGAAUCCAAAGAAGAGACCUACAGCAAGUCAGGCUUUGAAGUACUCUUACUUUCAAGUUGGCCAAGUUUUAGGACCUCCUCCACAGUAUCUGGAGAAGCAGACUCCUAUUAAACCAGUUCAGCCAACAGAGCCAAAGCCAGCUUUACCUAAACUGGAAGCUAUAUCCAAGCCAGAACCUCUGUCUUCACCUGAUGUACCUGACAAAACAGAGCCACAGCCCCUGUCAAAGGUUAACCACCAGCCUCUCCAGCAAAUUCAGUUGCCUCAGAAUACAGCUAACCAGCAAGUACCAAAACAGCAGCAGCCACAGGCACAACUGUUUUUUCCAACUAUCAAUAAAAACUCAUCGCCAAAUGGUGCAGUAGGUCCUAAAAGCUGCAGAAGACGAUGGGGUCAGACUUUGGUAAAGGCUGUGGAUAGCUGGGAUGACUUGGAUGACACAGAAUUUGGAAUGUCAUGUUCAAAGAAGCCUAGCAUUGCACUGUUAAAGGAAAAGAAAAACAAGGAGUGUCUUUUUAGUAUGCCAGAACCAAAAGCUUCAUGCAGUAUCCAGCCAGGAGGGGAAAAUAAGAUUCUGAUGACGAAUGAUUCUGGAAGAUCAAAUACAUCAGCAAAACAGUACUAUCUAAGACAAUCAAGAUAUCUACCUGGUGUAAACCCUAAGAGUGUCUCUUUAGUAGCAGUCAGUAAAGAAGGAUCACACGGAACCUGGAACAACCAGUUGUUUUCUAAACAGCUGGCACAUACUGGAGGAGGAGUGACUUUCAACAGAAAUACUACAGGAAAUCCUGGCUUUGUAAGUGGUGCUGCUUACAACCCAUCAGGAGUAUAUAUCCCUUCCUUUCAUAAAAAAGAAGUUGGAUCAGCUGGACAACGGAUACAGCUAGCCCCUCUUGGUGCACCUGUGUCAGACUAUUCCUGGAAAACCAAAGCUGCUCGUGCUCAGUUACCAGGUCCUACUUUCAAUUCUGCUGCAAAAACAAUGACUGUUUUAACUCGUCCACCAACAAUUCAGCCAGUACAUGGAAGAACAGACUGGGUGGCCAAAUAUGGAGGAAACAGAUAGAAAAUGCCAU
Charadrius vociferus (killdeer) is the source of this 2140-nucleotide messenger RNA. RefSeq names its product male germ cell-associated kinase (gene MAK). Gene Ontology annotation, molecular function: ATP binding; protein serine/threonine kinase activity. Gene Ontology annotation, cellular component: cytoplasm; nucleus; cilium. The record is from RefSeq and is a predicted model, not a curated record. The transcript has 13 exons. Bases 265 to 2130 code for a protein of 621 amino acids. NCBI's taxonomy places the organism in Eukaryota, Metazoa, Chordata, Aves, Charadriiformes, Charadriidae. Gene Ontology annotation, biological process: protein phosphorylation; intraciliary transport; cilium assembly.